AUGUCUGCGCUUCCUUCCCAGGACCCAAAAAUUGCACUAUGUCUGGGAUAUGUUGGGAUGGUUUAUGAAUACAAAGAAGAUUUUGCGCGUGCACUAGACUACUAUCAUCGACAACUGGAAAUGGAAGAGCAAUGCUUGCCGAUAGAACAUCCUCAUUUGUCGUUGCACUUAGAAAAAACGGCCAAAACUUACAAAAAGAAGGAAGAAAACGGGGAAAAAGCACUACAAUUCUGUCAAGAAAAACUGGCUGCCCAAAACAGCAUUCUCCCGAAACACCACCCUCGCAUUACGUCAACACUAAUAACUCUUGGUGAUAUUUCUGUGGGCAAAGAACGUCGUGAAUAUUAUGAGCAAGCUUUGGCAGCUCUACAAAGCCUCGUACCUAGCGACGAAUUGCUCACCCUCACUUGCCUUGAGAAACUGGCUGCUGUUGCUCACGAUGAAGGCAAUGGACUGGAGAGUAUCGCUCACUGGACAACUAUACUUAACACUCGACGUCGAAUUCAUUAUCCAGACCAUACAAAAAUUGCCUAUUCACUGCAGUGUAUUGGUGAUGUGUGCUUUGAACUUUUAGGAAACUAUCCAGAAGCUUGUCGCUGCUGUGAAGAGAGUUUAGAUAUCUACCACGCGAACUUUGGGCCUGAACACAGAGAUGUUAUUGAAGUUGAAGCGAAACUUUACAAAGCGCAAGCCCAAUCUCGAGAAUGGUAA
Messenger RNA from Didymodactylos carnosus, 711 nucleotides. NCBI's taxonomy places the organism in Eukaryota, Metazoa, Rotifera, Eurotatoria, Philodinida, Philodinidae. The record is from the annotation of a GenBank genome assembly.